AGAUCCAGCUGUGAAACUACUGUCGGAUUCCCUUCCUGCCCGCCCCAUGUUGGGGAAGGGCGGCCUCUCAGCAAGUGGACGAAGGCGGAGCUGACGCUUUCUACUACGUGCAGAGCAACAAAGCUCGGCCGGAAGAUUCGUGCGUGCGGUUGCCGCAGCUCAAGUAGCUGAACAUGUUUGGAAUGCUCAGAAACUCCCUUUUUGGCACAACAGAAGUUUGGCCCUGCCGGGUGCUGAGGAAAGGGGAGAAGGAUGAUGUAGCAUAUGAAGAAAGGGAGUAUGAUGGUGGCAAAUUUGCUACUGUUGAGCUCACUGGAAAACUCUUUGAUGAGGCCUUGCGUGAAGCUGUUUUGAAACUCCUCAAAUACAUCGGAGGAAGCAAUGACAAGGGAACUGGGAUGGGAAUGAUGGCUCCUGUGUGCACCACUGUCUUUCCUGGGCAAGAUGGGUCAUUGCAACAGAAGGUGAAAGUAUUGCUACGCAUCCCAAGUCAGUUCCAGGCCAAUCCUCCAUUGCCCAAUGAUGAGAGUAUCCAGAUUGAAGACAGGGAAAGAAUGACUGUUUACUCCAUGCAAUUUGGAGGCUAUGCCAAGGAAGUAGAUUAUGUGAAUUAUGCAGCUAAAAUGACUUCUGCCUUAGGAAAUGAGGCAACCUUCCAUGAAGACUUCUAUUUUUGCAGUGGCUAUGAUCCCCCCAUGAAGCCCUAUGGUCGACGCAAUGAGGUUUGGUUAUUGAAAAAAUGACUAUCCAAGUGUAGACUGAUCCUUUCUUUGGCUCACUGUUGAGGGAGCGACAAAGCAUACAUGCCAAUGAAUCAAGGCUAUCCCCAUAUUGCCAGUUUCCAUAUACCCAAAUCUAAAUCAUUGCCACAUCAGUAACCCAAAAAAGCCAUAAUGCAUGCUUAACACAUUUUUACGGCCCCUUUAUGUGUAGUCUCACAGUGUUGGAUCCAUCUCUCCCAAGGCUGCCCAAGGGGAUACUAAGCCAGCUGUGCUUACAAGCCAGCAAAACUGACAUCUGUUAACAGAUGGUCAUUUCCCACAGGCUUUGCCAACCUGUUACAACUACCUGGAAUGGGAGAGAGUUUCUGUCUUUAGUCCAAGUCAUCCCCACAGGCCAUUCUCCAAAAUGGUGCUGGAAUACCUCAGCUGAUGUUACACCAAAAACACAUUCACAACACUGUCUACAUGAAUAUUUUAAUACUGAAACCAGGUUUGAAGCCUUUUGAGUUGUAACACUGGCAAACAAACAUUUAGGACUGGCAGUGUUAAAAUGAAUUGGAACUAUGACUUUGGCAACAUCCACCACACCUGCUGUCAUAUAAGGGAAUUGCUCUGAGAAAUUGUGCUGUACAAAACUGGGGGAAUAUUUAAGGGGUUGUUUUGUAGAAAAUUGUAGACCACUAUAGACAUUGUGGUCAGUGUGCAGCUGCCUAUGGCCUUUGGUCUUUUGUCUAGCAAAUAAAGUUUCUCCCUAUUACUGCUGUAUCAGUUCAAGCCAUAAGAAGCGAUACCGUCACUUUGGUGUGCUAGGAGACAGUGGGACAGCUUCACUCUGGGGAAUCUGACCUGUCUGCAAACUAUUGACUAUACAACCAGCAAGGUACAGAGGGUAAAUGCAGAGCCUCUCCAGAAAAGAAUUGUGUUUAUGUGGAGGGGAGAGAUGAGAGAUGCAUUUAGCAGUGAUGUUAGAGGUACAGUCCUUCAGGUGCUGUAACUCCAGUACAACCAUCAGCCUCACAGCCCAACCCAUGACAUGGCUAUGGUUGUGGGGUCAAAAAUAUCUGGGCCAGUCUAGAAAAUAUACAGGAGAUUUGUGAAAAGAGUUUCCUGACAUUUCUGUUUUUUCCUCAAUACCAGAUGUGUCCUCCAACCAUGGUAUGGGCUGAGAUGGUGGAGGAGGGAGGAGAUUAAUUUUUCUUUCUGUGACUUAGAGAAAAUGUUGCUUAUUUCAGUCCCACCCCUGUUGCUAUUUGGCCUCCUGGGGUAAAAACUCAGAGAAGCUGCUUCUAGGAGAAAAUAGAGGUGGCAGUAGAUGUCUUUCCCACAUCUUUGGCACUUUCCCAGCAAUUACAGCUGGUGGUUUUAGCGCUGGGAAACAGGUUUCUUGGCAACAGAAGCACUGGAAUAACAUCAUAUGGGAAGACAAGCAAUAGGUCUUUACCCUUCCUGAGAAAACAGCAGUGUCUUGAAUGGCUGACUUUAACUGACAGGCAGAGUAGCAGGAUGGAUGUGCCCUGUUUUACAUACAUAUAAUUCUGCUGAAUCUAUGUUGGUACAAACUGUUUUGUGCAUCAUUAAACAAAAGGAAAAGAUCAAA
Heteronotia binoei (common prickly gecko) is the source of this 2319-nucleotide messenger RNA. It is a transcript of the gene HEBP1, whose product is annotated as heme binding protein 1. Bases 174 to 743 code for a protein of 189 amino acids. NCBI's taxonomy places the organism in Eukaryota, Metazoa, Chordata, Lepidosauria, Squamata, Gekkonidae. The transcript is spliced from 4 exons. The record is from RefSeq and is a predicted model, not a curated record.